UCCUGGUAACAACAAGGGCAGCAUCAGACAAGGAUCACCUAAUGAUGGAAGAAUUUGAAGAUGGCGAUGCUCCCCCCUCGGUGGACCGGUGUCAGUGCAACACCUGCCAGAGGUGGUUCCUCCCCAAGACUCUGGAGAAGCAUGCUAAAAUUUGCCAAAAGUCAGCUGUUAAAAGGAGGAGGGUUUUUGAUUCCAGCAGACAGAGAGCUGAGGGAACAGACAUCUCCACACUGAAACCCAUCAAACCAAAGUCACAAAGUUCAGCUGGCUGUGGGAAAGCUGAGCCCCCGAAAAAGCCGUCUAACUGGCGCAAGAAACAUGAGGACUUCAUCGCCACCAUUCGGGCCGCCAAGAACAUCACUCAGGUCAUGAAGGACGGGGGACCCUUACCCCCACCACCUCCUCCUACUUAUGACCCAGAUUACGUCCAGUGCCCUUACUGUGAUCGGAGGUUCAAUCAGGGUGCAGCUGACCGACACAUCAAGUUCUGCCAGGAGCAGGCUGCUCGCAUGCCUAACAAAGGCAAAUUAGGAGACACCAAGAAGUCCCCUGGUCGCACACAGUACAAGCCUCUUGUUAAGAAGGCCAGUUCUUCUCCUGCGUCAGCAAUCCCGCCGGCCACUUCUCGUUUACCACAAAGAUCAGCCUUCGGACCGCCCAGUGGAAUUCCUUCGAGUAAGGCAUCUUCAGCAGGUUCAGUCAGGAGUAAUCCAUCCGGCCUCACGAGCCCGCCAUCAGGCGUGGGAAAUAAGGCUCGAGCUGCUCCCUCUGGCUAUAGCUCUGCGAGGAACUUACAGUCUGGAGUAGGACCCAACAGGAAGAAACCUGACUCCUACAUAUCGAGGACUGACACCGAUGGUGGAAAUGAAGUCGGCAAUGGUGGAAUGAAGAGUAAAUUCUGUCACGCCUGUGGGACCAAGUACCCUGUUGAAUCUGCAAAAUUCUGCUGCGAGUGUGGAGUUAGGAGGAUGUGUAUCUGAUGGAGGUCAAAACACGGAUAAAACAAAGGAUAAUAGGGACACACCGGCACUCAAGUUAGCAACAGAGAGUUGCACCAAAGCUAAUAAUUUUAAAGAAAAAAAGCCUAAUUUUCGCCUGUACUUUCACCCACAGGUCUAAUUUCCUGACCAUUAAGUCAAGUAAUCAGCACAGAAGGGUUUGAUGCCAUGUGUACACAAACGUAACAACUAUAGCCGACAUCACUGAUGCAAAUGAACAUUACUUCCAUACAUAUUAGUAGCUGGACUAAGUAGUUGAUAACAAGAAAAAGCAAAUCUAUUUUCUUCAAACUGAUUAGGAAGUAGGGACUAAGGAUGGAUGAAGACUUAUAGAGGAGGCUCAGUAUUGGGAUAUCUGGGCUUUUGGUGCAAGUUUAGAGGAUGGUAGAAGAGAGGCAAGGAAGCAUAGAUGCACACUGAAAAGAAAGUGUCUGAUAUUUCAACAAGGACGUAGAGUGUCACUCAGAAAAUAUUUAAGACUGUCCUAGUAUUUCAGUCCCAGUCAACCUGGGUCUGAAAUGCUUUCACGGUCCCGUUAUUCCUGGACAGAGUCUGAGGUGCAAUAUAAGUGACUACUGAAGAAAGCAACAAGCUUUUCUACAGAAAAUGAGUUCUUGUUUUAAUCUCAUUACCUUUUUUUUUUUUAACAGGGACCAGUUCUGAAACUAGCUUUUAAAGACCAGUUACUUAGAAAACAACUCCUGUUGUAGUUGAUGCUACAGUAUAUAAAUGAAAUUGAACUGAAUUGAUUUUCUCAUAAUUUAAUUGUAGACAAAUGUAGUGUUUACUUUAUCCGUUCUAUUUCCUUUUGUUUUUUACAUUCAGAUUAGUUAUUUAUUUUUCUUAUUCCAUUUCAUUUUCACGGAAUAAUAAGUGACUGCAUAUUUUCUUCAAUCCUCGACAGGAUUAAAGUAAUGCUUUUAUUUGGAAUUGUUACAAACCCAAACAAUGCAUAGAUGAGUUGUAAUAGUUUUCCUUGUCUGUGUUUCUCUGGAGUCUGUAUUCAGUGUAAAAUGAACUACAGUCAGACCCCUGUCUGGUAUUGUUGAUCUCUCUUUAUCUCAUGUUUCGUAUGAGGGUGGGACAGUAAAACGAGACAUUCUUUGCUGAGGUCAUGUUAUCAAUAUUUCCCAAGAUUCUAAUUAUUUCAAAAGUAAGAAUUGUCUUGAAGCAAACCAUUAUCAGUUGACAAAAAUGUAUUAGAACCGACUGGAGAGGUGUGUGUAUUCCUGUACUGAUUUCAAUGGUUCUUAACCUGGAUAUGGUUUUGGAGUUAAAGCCAUGUAUAUCCACCAUCAAUAAAGUUCCAUAGUGGCACCACCCUGGUGGCAGCCUGUU
Molecule: messenger RNA, 2336 nt
Organism: Cololabis saira (Pacific saury)
Lineage: Eukaryota; Metazoa; Chordata; Actinopteri; Beloniformes; Belonidae
Gene: zc2hc1a
Product: zinc finger, C2HC-type containing 1A
Exons: 10
Coding region: 42-980 (312 amino acids)
Source: RefSeq, a predicted model, not a curated record